GUCGUCCUCGGUUCGACACUUCCGAAUCGACGGGGACGCUCACAAGAGGACUUGCCAUGGCCGCCAACGUCCAAGAAAUCACACGCCGACUCGAUGCCCUCCCGACGACGGGGUGCCUCAGCAUCACGCCUCACUAUUGGGGACUCCUCCUCAAGACUGGCGUCGGCUGGGCCAUGGAUUCGAUGGACACGUUCGUGUUCAUCUACCUCGGCCUCGUGCCUGGUGGGUGGGGCACGGACCUUGGCAUCUCUCCGACAAGCCAAGAAGCUGGCCUGCUUGGGUCGUCGGCCUUUGUCGGGUCUCUCUUCGGUUCGUUUCUGUUUGGCCAGUUGGCGGAUCUGUACGGCCGCAAAAAGAUGUUUAUGAUCACUCUGCUCGUCUUCAUGGUCGGAACCCUCCUUUGCGGUGUCUCGAACGGCUUUGGAACGUUGUUGGUCUUUCGCUUCCUGGCCGGGCUUGGUUUGGGCGGUGAAUUGCCUGUCGCGUCGGCGUUGGUUCAAGAAAUGGUCCCUACCUCUGUCCGCGGCCGCAUCAUUGUCAUCUUGGAGUCGUUCUGGGCCGUGGGGUGCAUGCUUGCCGUGCUCAUGUCGUAUGAGCUCAUCAAGGUUGUGAGCUGGCGCGUUGUCUUUUACAUUUCAUCGGUCCCUGCGCUGUACGCCAUCUUCAUCCGCUUCUUCGUGUCGGAAUCCCCCAAGUGGUUGGCCUCGGUCGGGCGUAUGGAAGAAGCCGAGGCUGUCGUCGCCCAGAUUGAAUCCGCCCAUGGGGUCCCGACCAACAAGGGUGACGACAAGUCUGAAGUUGCGUUGACGGUGGAGCAGUCGCUGUGGCUCAACUUGACCCAGUGGGACCGUGUGUGCUUGUUGUUCAAGGGCGAACUGUGUUCUCGAACGCUCGUGCUCUGGACUGUGUGGACGGGCAUUUCGUUUUCGUACUUUUCCAUCUUCAUUUGGCUCCCGAUUCUUCGCUCGGCCGACUACGACAUCAACGCGAACACGUGGGAAGUGCUCUUCAUUGUGUUUUGGCAAUUGCCUGGGUACUUCUCGGCCGCGUACGUCGUCGAGUUGCUCGGCCGCAAGAUUACCCUCUUCCUUUACUUGAUGGGGUCGUUUGGCGCGGCCUUGGCGUUUGGUUACGUGGAAGGCAACCAAGUCAACUUGCUCAUCACGGGGUCGCUCAUGUCGUGGUUCAUGCUCGGUGCGUGGGGAUCGUUGUACGCGUACACCCCAGAGAACUACCCGACCAACAUCCGCGCCAUGGGCUGCGCGUACCCCGGUGGGGUGUCCCGUGUCGGCGCGAUUGCAGGGUCGUACAUCAUCCCGAUCAUGCUUGGCGCUGGCUGGGGCAUCAAGACCAUCAUGUGGGUGGCCGGCGGGGUCCCCCUCAUCUUCAUUGCCCUCGUCCUGUUGGUGUUUGGCUAUGAAACCCGCGGCCAAGACCUCGAGUCCGUUCCGCUUGUCGAAGCGCACUUGAAGGAGAAGCAUGCUCAAUUUGCCGUCGCGACUCCUGUGCACGAAUAGAUUAUUCAAGUGUUAUCGUAAUGCAUGUUGCUACGGCCGGUGGAUCUGUGCACGCUGCCCAUGAAGAAACGAUCCAUGUCGAAUAGUAUCAAGGAGAUCCAUGGGGGUGGGGCGGAACUGCUUCAAACCCAGUACUGCCUCCAGCUGGGUGGGACGUAGUUGUUGCAGCGCGAUUCCAGUCGACGGAGCCCCAGGACGACGGGUUGUGCUUUUGAAUGGCUUUCGGAGACACGGUAGCAGUACAGUUGUUGUAGCCAACGACGUGACUGAGUUCAAGAUAUGGAGCCACGGGUUUCUCAUUUCGACGCCGCCGCAACGUUGUUUAUACUCCAGAGUCAGGUCGGGACGCCCGAAAACCCCACAACGCUGCAAAUUCUUGACGUCUCCAAACCGCGGAAGAGGAAAUCGCAUCUUCUGCACGAUAACCAUUCCCAAUGCCACCGCAGCUACGCCGGCAGGUGGGAAGCCCUUGAUGAGCUGUCAUGGUUCCUUGCCGUCGCCACAACUUGAGGGUGCUAAACUUAAAAAAAUAUUAUAUAAUAAAAAACAACAAAGUUUUAG
This is a messenger RNA of Aphanomyces invadans, 2078 nucleotides long. RefSeq lists its product as hypothetical. Lineage: Eukaryota; Oomycota; Saprolegniomycetes; Saprolegniales; Verrucalvaceae. Gene Ontology annotation, biological process: transmembrane transport. The record is from RefSeq and is a predicted model, not a curated record. The transcript has a single exon. Gene Ontology annotation, molecular function: transmembrane transporter activity. Bases 57 to 1517 code for a protein of 486 amino acids. Gene Ontology annotation, cellular component: membrane.